AUGUAUAACAUAUUUACAGGGUUUUCAAUCUCUAAGAGCCUUCCUUUGAAAAAUAUCACCAAUACUAUCUGCAAUUUGGAAAAUGUUGAAACCGAUUAUCAAUCUACCUCUAAAGCGAACAAUGAUAAGACAUCAACUAAGCAACCUGUGCUUGAUGGAUUUCCAUCAACCUCUAAAUGUAAUAUUGAAAGUAUGAAACUAGUUCAGUCUACCUCAAAAGCCAGCUUUGAAAAAGUGGAGAACAAAUCAACAGAUUCUCCUGUGUUGAAAGGUGCAAAAAAUCUGCCUUUAUCUGAGAGGUACUCAAAUGAAACAUCUUGGCUUCAAAAGAAAUUGCACAAGCUCCAACUGUCCAAGAACUCCAUGGCGACAAGGUUGAAAAGGGCUUUGAAAUUAUCCGAAAAUGCAACAUUCCAAAAGGCAGUAAGCAAGAUGCAGUUUCGUGAAAGCAAAAAAUUAAAAAUGGGUAGGAGAUUUAAGAAAGAAGAAAAGGUUUUAGCAUUAGCUCUGUAUAAACAGGGACCAAGAGCAUACAGAUGGCUCAGAAAUGUUUUUAUAUUGGACCAUGCUAUGGCAAGUGCAAAAAAUCUGCCUUUAUCUGAGAGGUACUCAAAUGAAACAUCUUGGCUUCAAAAGAAAUUGCACAAGCUCCAACUGUCCAAGAACUCCAUGGCGACAAGGUUGAAAAGGGCUUUGAAAUUAUCCGAAAAUGCAACAUUCCAAAAGGCAGUAAGCAAGAUGCAGUUUCGUGAAAGCAAAAAAUUAAAAAUGGGUAGGAGAUUUAAGAAAGAAGAAAAGGUUUUAGCAUUAGCUCUGUAUAAACAGGGACCAAGAGCAUACAGAUGGCUCAGAAAUGUUUUUAUAUUACCAUCCCCCCUAACACUCAGUAGAAUGAUCUCCACAGCAUCAUUGAAAGCUGGAAUAAAUGAAAAUAUUUUUAAAGAACUAAAGAUUAGAGCUGAAAAGAUGAACACAAAACAAAAGCUUUGUUUGCUCUUAUUUGACGAAAUUUCAUUGAUACCCCAUUUUGAUUAUAACCGAAAACGAGAUGCAAUUAUUGGUUUUGUCGACAAUGGAGAAGUCACGCACAAUAAAAUAGCUGAACAUGCUUUGGUAUUCAUGAUUAGAGGCAUAUAUUAUAAUUACAAACAAGCUGUUGCGUAUACUUUUUUCGCUGGUAGUACAUCCAAGGCUGAGCUAGCAGCGCAAAUAAAAAAUAUUAUAAUAAAAUUGAACUCAGCAGGAUUUAAGGUUAUGGGGACCAUUUGUGACCAGGGCUGUGCACAUGUCAGUGCGAUUAAUUAUCUAAUAAUAUAG
Molecule: messenger RNA, 1317 nt
Organism: Arctia plantaginis
Lineage: Eukaryota; Metazoa; Arthropoda; Insecta; Lepidoptera; Erebidae
Source: the annotation of a GenBank genome assembly